AUGGGUAUCUUGGGCGUGGAUGAGCUGGGUGGAGAUGCUCCAUUGAUGGAGGCAGGAUUGGACUCUUUGUCCUCGGUGGAUUUCCGGAACUCCGUCGCCAAGGAAUUGCCAGGAGUGAAGUUGCCCAGCACCUUGAUGUUCGACCAUCCCAACACCAACGCGAUUGCGGCCUUUGCCGCAGAACAGCUGGCAUCAGUGGUGACUGCGAUGGGCGACGCGCCCGCCGCAGUGGCCCGCGCACCGAAGCCACGGGUGGCAUUGCCGGUGGCUCCGGUAGGCGAAGUCUCAAGUCGAGCUCCAGUGGCAGUGCAUGGUGCCGCCUGCCGCUUCCCCUUGGAGGGGACAAGCCCACUCGAGAUGUGGGAGCAAUUGACCAAGAAGACUGACGAUGGAGUCACCGAGAUCCCCUUGGAGCGAUGGGAUGUCGACCAAUACUUUGAUGAGGAUGCAGAGACUCCAGGGAUGAUGACGGUGCGCCAUGGUGCCUUUGUGAAGAGUGCAGACCUCUUCGACGCGUCCUUCUUUGGGCUGAGCCCCGCAGAAUCCAAGGUCAUGGAUCCUCAACAGCGGCUGCUUCUGGAGCUGCAGGUGAUCUACCAGUCCUUCCAUGUUUCAGGAAAGCCCAUGGGCUCGUUGUCCAAUCUGGAUGCCAGCGUUUGUGUCGGUCAAUGCAACAAUGACUGGGGUCACAUGGGCUUCAGCGGCUCUGUCGAAAGCUCCGAAAAGAUUGGUCCUUACACCGGCCUGGCGGUUUCCACGUCGAUCUCCUCCAAUCGGGUCUCCUACUUGUUGGGCUUGAAGGGUCCAUCUGCCACGGUGGACACGGCAUGCUCUUCCUCUUUGGUGGCUGUGGACAUCGUGGUGUCCAACCUGCGGAGGGGCCGGAGCUCCACUGGAGCGGCUUCUGGUGUGAACUUGUGUUUGAUCCCUGGGCCCUUUGUGGCCUGCAGCAAGGCUCACAUGCUCUCGGAGGAUGGCCGCUGCAAGACCUUUGAUGCCUCGGCCAAUGGCUAUGUGCGCGGUGAGGGUUGCGGCUCUGCAAUCCUGUCGUUGCUGGAUGACAACUCUACUCCCAUCAUCUCCCUCAAAGGCACCGCCGUGAACCAGGACGGUCGCAGCUCCUCGCAGACGGCGCCGCAUGGGCCCUCACAACAGGCGGUGAUCAUAACUGCCCUGAGUGAGGCGCAGGUCGAGCCCGGAAAGGUGAGUGCUAUGGAGACCCAUGGCACUGGGACUGCCCUGGGCGAUCCCAUUGAAGUGGGAGCUCUGAAAAACACCUACGGUGAGCAGCGCAGCUCGCCUUUGGCGCUGUGUGCGGUGAAGAGCAACUUGGGACACCUGGAGGGUGCAGCUGGCAUGGCUGGCAUGCUGAAGGUGAUGUCCAUGUUGCCCAAGAAGCAGGCACCACCAAACUUGCACUUUCAGGCGCUGAAUCCUCAUUGCGACUUAGAAGACUUCCCCAGCUUCAUCCCCUCAGAGACGUUGAUGACACUUUCGGCAGAGAACGCUUCCUCCUCCGGUUUGUCCUCUUUUGGAUUUGGAGGUACAAAUACCCAUGUGCUGCUUGAAGACUCUGCCAGUCCAGCAGCUGUUGUUGAAGCUCCAGUUUUCAAGCGCCAGUCAUUCUCUUGGCAACAAAGGCGGCAUGCCUUGCUCCAGCGAAAUCUCAAGACACCUGAGGGCGUGCAGGUCUUUGCACAACCAUUUGCUGGAAAGUUGCUGCAACUGGUCAGUCAUCACAUCAUUUUCGGUGAAAUUGUGGUUCCUGGUGCCACAUACUUGGAGAUGGUGCUGGCAGCUGGCGAGUUUCACCUGAAUUGCAAAGACAAGCAGUGGAGCAUCCGGAAGGUUGGCUUUACAGCACCAUUGGUGCUGAAGCAGGGUGAAGAGGGAAAGCUGGCGUGUGAGGUGGAUCUGUACUUGGAGCUCUUCCCAGACCAGCACUGGUCGAUGAGCAGUUACGAUCCCAAAGAGCGUAAGAAAUUGGCCACGCACGCGGAGGGCGAUUUGGACUUGAGCUUCCAAGAGCCUCAGUAUCCCUCUUUGGAUCUCACCGAGGUGCGCCAGCGCUGUGACGAGGAGGUGAGUAUUGAACGACUCUAUGUGCCCUUCUCCAAGAUUGGUUUGCCACUGCAGCCGCGCUUCCGCACUGUCCGUCACAUCCUCCGUGGAGAGAAGGAGGUCCUCGCACGAAUUGCGGCGCAAGAUGAUGGCACCAAUAGUGGGUACCUCUUCAAUCCCGCUGUCAUCGAUGGCACCUUCCAGGGCAGCAUGGCCUUUAUGUUGGAGCGGUACAGCAAAGAGGUGGAUGGCCUGAAUUCCCUUCGGAUUCCGCUCAUGGUGCAGAAGGUCACGCACUAUGCACAAGGAGCUCAGACUGACAUCUUUGUCCACCACGAGCUGGUAGAGAUCACCGAUCGGGAGAAUUGCGUGAAUUCCAAGCUCUGCAAAGAGGAUGGUACUGCCAUGCUUGGCUUCGAGACGCUUAGGUUCCGGGAGGUUCGGCCAGAGCAUAUCGCCAAGAUGCUGCAGCAAGCCACUGAUGAUGUGGAGGAAGAUAUCCUCCAGGUGGAGUGGAGUGCCUUGGAGGGCACGCCGGCAGUGGCCAAAGAUGGCGCCGGAGUGCUCUUUGUGGGCCGGGAGCCACGGAUCAGUGGUGCUCUUGAAAGGGAGGAAGAGAUGGCUGGAGGCAGCAAGGGCCGGGAAAAGGGAGGAGUUGGGUCAUUGCCUUGCUUGUACGGCCCAACAUUGGUGACCGAAGCAUCCCAAACCCUUUCCGAUCUCGGGCAACCUGAUUCGUUUGACCAAUUCUUUGACGAUAGAGUGGGCGAAGGGAAUGCCACUUCUGGCCCCGACGCACCUGCCCAUGCAAAGGCCAGCUUUGUGGAGAAGGCGAAUGAAGUAGAGAUCAAGGGGCUGAAGGCUGUCAUCCACUUGGCUGCCUUAGAGGUGGGACGACCGCUGUGCCGACCAUUGGCUGAUAUGUUUUGAACAAGUCCAGAUCGGACCCUCAUGACUAUGGGGUUUGGGGAUCUAUGAAGAACUUCCUUGCAUUGGUUUGUGCUUUUGCAAGCCGUUGGGAUAUCCUGUUGACUUCAUCUUUGAUGACCAUAGAUGCUGGUGAGUUCCUUGCAACCUUUUCAGGUUCCAAAGACAAGCCAGUGGUUUUCUCAUGUUUUCUAGCUCACUUCCAG
Messenger RNA from Durusdinium trenchii, 3194 nucleotides. NCBI's taxonomy places the organism in Eukaryota, Dinophyceae, Suessiales, Symbiodiniaceae. The record is from the annotation of a GenBank genome assembly.